ACACUGCCAACAUCCUUCCCCCACUCCCAUUUUAUCCACAAAAUUUCAAACGAUUUUCUGAACCCUUAGAGUAUUUAUUUGUCUUUUAAAUGGGGAAGCUGAAGUGGGGAGCAAUUGAACGGAAGCAACCCUCUUCGUUAAAUCCUUUACUCCGCUAAAUCCGUUUGCUUUUGCUACUACUCGAGUCCACAUGGCUGUCCAAAACUCCUCUUACAAGGUGAUAAUGCUGAAGAACUGUCCAUCAUUCAGGAAAACUCCACCCGUUAGCUUCCUGUAUCUCAGAAAAUGUUCAUCAUCUCAAGUGCUAUCUCUAUUAUCUCUGUUAAAUGUGAGACACUAUUCUACCUACCCUGGUCCUGAAAUCUGUUCAUCUGCAAAAAGAAGGUCUCGUGGACCUGUUAUGGCAGCAAAAAAGGCGUCUGAAGGAUUAAAGAAGGAUGAUGGAAAAUACAAACACACGGUUGACCUACCAAAGACAACAUUUGGCUUGAGGGCAAAUUCUACAGUAAGGGAGCCUGAGAUUCAGAAAUUGUGGGAUAAGCAUCAGGUGUUUAAGAGAGUUGUUGAUAGGAAUGAUGGAGGUAGUUUUAUUCUCCAUGAUGGUCCUCCUUAUGCUAAUGGUGAUUUGCACAUGGGGCACGCUUUAAAUAAAAUUUUGAAGGAUAUUAUAAACCGUUACAAGCUUCUUCAAAAUUCUAAGGUUCAAUACGUUCCAGGGUGGGAUUGUCAUGGCUUACCAAUAGAACUAAAAGUAUUGCAGUCACUAGAUGAGGUUGCCAGGAAGGAGCUGACACCAUUAAAGUUGAGGAAAAAGGCAGCAAAAUUUGCCACUGCAACUGUGAAAGCUCAAAUGGCAUCAUUUAGGAGAUAUGGAGUAUGGGGAGACUGGGAUCAUCCUUAUCUAACUCUUGAUCCGGAGUAUGAAGCUGCACAGAUUGAAGUAUUUGGCAAAAUGGCUAUUCAAGGGUUUAUCUAUAGGGGAAGAAAACCAGUUCACUGGAGUCCGUCAUCACGCACUGCUCUUGCUGAAGCAGAGUUGGAGUAUCCUGAAGGGCAUGUUUCCAACAGCAUGUAUGCCAUUUUUAAACUAGUCAAUGCUCCGAAUUUGUGCAAUUUAUUGGAGGAAUUCUUCCCUAAUUUGUGCUUGGCUAUCUGGACCACAACUCCAUGGACUAUACCUGCUAAUGCUGCUGUUGCAGUGAAUCCUAAGCUUCAAUAUGCCAUUGUUGAAGUGCAAUCGGGUUCCACAGAUAGUUCUACAUUGUCUGGCAAUGCAAAAAAGAAACUUGGCAAUGUUUUUGAAGAAUAUGAGAAGCUGUUCCUUAUUGUGGCAUUAGACCUUGUACCAACUCUAGAAGCAAAAUGGGGCAAAAAACUUCUUAUAAAGAAAAAACUGUUGGGUUCGGAUCUCGAAAAUUGCAGCUAUGUUCAUCCAAUAGAUGGCAGAGACUGUCCUGUUGUCAUUGGUGGUGAUUACAUCACAACAGAAUCAGGAACUGGAUUAGUUCAUACUGCUCCUGGUCAUGGCCAGGAGGAUUAUGUAACUGGCCUCAAAUAUGGUCUACCUAUUCUUUCCCCUGUGGAUGAUGAUGGGAAAUUCACAGAAGAAGCUGCACAGUUCAAUGGGCUUGAUGUGCUUGGUGAUGGAAAUACUGCAGUUAUAGAAUACUUGGACAAGCAUUUAUCAAUGCUUAUGGUGGAACCCUACAAACACAAGUAUCCAUAUGAUUGGAGGACAAAAAAGCCCACGAUUUUUAGGGCAACUGAACAAUGGUUUGCAUCAGUGGAAGGAUUCCGUAAUGCUGCAAUUGAUGCAAUCAGCCAAGUGACAUGGAUUCCUUCUCAGGGAGAAAAAAGAAUCAUUGCAAUGACUUCAAGCCGUUCUGAUUGGUGUAUAUCACGGCAAAGGACAUGGGGUGUUCCCAUUCCAGUGUUUUACCAUGUGGAAACAAAGGAGCCACUGAUGAAUGAAGAAACCAUUGAUCAUGUCAAAUCUAUAAUUUCUCAAAAGGGUAGUGAUGCAUGGUGGUAUAUGACGGUAGAGGAAUUACUUCCUGAUACUUAUCAUGAUAAAGCAUCAGAUUAUGAAAAAGGGACUGAUACAAUGGAUGUUUGGUUUGACUCAGGGUCUUCGUGGGCUGCUGUGCUGGAGAAAAGAAAUGGACUCAGUUCUCCUGCAGAUUUGUAUCUUGAGGGUACAGAUCAGCAUCGCGGUUGGUUCCAAAGCUCGUUGUUGACAAGUGUUGCUACUAAAGGAAGGGCUCCAUAUUCUGCUGUUGUAACUCAUGGGUUUGUCUUGGAUGAGAGAGGAUUUAAGAUGAGUAAAUCUCUGGGCAAUGUUGUUGAUCCAGUUACAAUCAUUGAAGGAGGAAAAAACAAAGUGGAAUCUCCUCCUUAUGGUGCUGAUGUCCUAAGACUCUGGGCUUCUAGCAUAGAUUAUACUGGGGAUGUGAUGAUUGGGCAUCAAGUCCUCCGUCAAAUGUCUGAUAUCUACCGGAAAUUACGGGGAACUCUAAGAUUUCUUUUGGCAAACCUUCAUGACUGGAAAGUUGAUUAUGUUGUUCCAUAUCAUGAACUUCCAAAGAUUGAUCAGCAUGCAUUAUUUCAGCUUGAGAAUGUUGUCAAGAACAUUAAGGAGAGUUAUGAACAAUAUCAAUUCUUCAAAAUUUUUCAGAUUAUUCAACGCUUUGUGAUCGUCGAUCUCUCAAACUUUUACUUUGACGUUGCCAAAGAUCGUCUUUACGUUGGGGGAACAACGAGCUUUACAAGGAGGAGUUGCCAAAGUGUCCUUGCAGAACACUUACUUUCCCUAGUAAAGGUGGUUGCGCCCAUCCUCCCGCAUUUGGCUGAGGAUGUUUGGCAACAUCUUCCUUUUCAAUAUACUAAUGAAGAAGGGCAAAUUGCAAAAUUUGUCUUUGAGUCAAGAUGGCCUAUAAUUAAGGAAAGAUAUCUCGCUUUUCCUGUCGAAGAAGUCAAUUUUUGGGGGAAAAUUCUUGAGCUAAGAACUGAGGUAAAUAAAGUGCUAGAGGUUGCUCGAUCUGGGAAGCUAAUUGGUUCAAGUUUAGAGGCGAAGGUCUACCUCCACACAUCAGAUGAUACCCUAGCUGCAAGAUUGACAGAAGCUUGUAAAUCUGAAACUGAUGCUGAUACGCUACCUCGUAUAUUCAUUACAUCUCAGGUGGAGGUUCUUCCAUCCCUGGAAAACGAGCUUACUGAAGAUGCAUCAUACACAGGAGAAUUUCUCAUUGGAGGAAAAGACACAGUAUGGAUUCGCGUAACGCGUGCAGCGGGCUCAAAAUGUGAACGAUGUUGGAAUUUUUCGCCUCAAGUUGGCUCUUUUGAUGAGCACCCUUCACUUUGCAGCCGUUGUUACAAUGUUGUCGCCGGUCAGCCAGAACCUGCUCUGGCAGCUGUGAGCUGAAAAACUUGGGGAGGUGAAAGCCCUCCCUGAUAAGCUUUUUGAAAGCCAUAUUUGAAUCACUCUCAGUUCAGCCAAGCUAUCAUUGGGCCUCGCAAGUUAGCUACAAGAAAUUCUCGGAUUUCAUUAUUUUGAAGAAGACCCAAAUUUUGGAAGUUGCAAGUUUUGGUGUCAAUUGAUAUGUAAAUACAUUGAUCUGAACAGCUUAGAGGCAAUUCUGGGGGGAGUAGUACAUCCCAUUUACUGUUAGGAAAACCAGUAAUUAUAUUCAAAACAAGGGAUGUGUAGAAACAUUAGAAAGCUGUGAGUGUUUUAGCUGAUCAGUGCAAGAAGCAUUUUCAAGAUUUCUAAUGCAAAAACUGUUCCAUCUGCUUCCUUUA
Molecule: messenger RNA, 3798 nt
Organism: Coffea eugenioides
Lineage: Eukaryota; Viridiplantae; Streptophyta; Magnoliopsida; Gentianales; Rubiaceae
Product: isoleucine--tRNA ligase, chloroplastic/mitochondrial
Exons: 22
Coding region: 191-3421 (1076 amino acids)
Biological process (GO): isoleucyl-tRNA aminoacylation
Cellular component (GO): cytosol
Molecular function (GO): isoleucine-tRNA ligase activity; ATP binding; tRNA binding
Source: RefSeq, a predicted model, not a curated record